AUGGCCGCACGGAGAGCGGCGCUUCAGGUGGUGGCGGUGGUCCUGCUGGCGCUGUGCGCGGGCGGCAUUGGCGCGUCGCCGGGGUGCCGGAAGCACGUGCGGAGGGUCACGGAGUACGGGGCGGUGGGGGACGGGAGGACGCUCAACACGGCGGCGUUCGCGCGGGCCGUGGCGGACCUGGGCAGGCGCGCGGGCGACGGCGGCGCGGCGCUGGUGGUGCCGGAGGGGCGGUGGCUCACGGGGCCCUUCAACCUCACCAGCCACUUCACCCUCUUCCUCCACCGCGGCGCCGAGAUCCUCGCCUCCCAGGACCUGGAAGACUGGCCGCUGAUAGCGCCGCUGCCGUCCUACGGGAGAGGGAGGGACGAGCCAGGCCCGAGGUACAGCAACUUCAUCGGCGGAUCCAACCUCACCGAUGUCACCAUCUCCGGUUACAAUGGCACCAUCAACGGGCAGGGGCAGGUGUGGUGGGACAAGUUCCACGCCAAGCAGCUCGACUACACGCGCGGCUACCUGCUCGAGCUCCUCUACUCCCGCGACAUCAUCAUCUCCAACGUCACCUUCGUCGACGCGCCCUCAUGGAACCUCCACCCCACCUACUGCACCAAUGUGACCAUCAGCGGCGUCACGAUCCUCGCGCCGGUCCACUCGCCAAACACCGACGGAAUCGACCCAGAUUCUUCGUCUCAUGUCAAGAUCGAGGACUGCUACAUCGUGUCCGGCGACGACUGCAUCGCCGUGAAGAGCGGCUGGGAUGAAUACGGCAUUAAGUUCAACAUGCCGAGCCAGCACAUCGUCGUCAGGAGGCUCACCUGCAUCUCCCCAACGAGCGCCAUGAUCGCGCUCGGCAGCGAGAUGUCGGGCGGCAUCCAGGACGUGCGCGUGGAGGACAACACCGCCAUCGACACCGAGUCGGCCGUCAGGAUCAAGUCCGGCGUGGGGAGGGGCGGCUUCGUCAGGGACGUCUUCGUGCGCCGCCUCAGCCUCCACACCAUGAAGUGGGUCUUCUGGAUGACCGGCAACUACGGCCAGCACCCCGACAACUCGUCAGACCCCAAGGCGCUGCCUGAGGUCACCGGCAUCAACUACCGCGACGUGUUCGCCGAGAACGUGACCAUGGCCGGCAGGAUGGAGGGCAUCCCCAACGACCCCUACACGGGGAUAUGCAUGUCCAACAUUACCGCCCAGCUCGCUCCCAAGGCCAAGAAGCUGCAAUGGAACUGCACCGACGUCCAAGGAGUGGCAUCCGGCGUCUCGCCGGAGCCGUGCCCAGAGCUUGGGGCAGAGGGCAAGCCCUGCACAUUCCCAGAGGAAGAGCUCGUCAUUGGUCCGCCAGAAUUGCCCAAAUGUACCUACUGA
Molecule: messenger RNA, 1359 nt
Organism: Triticum turgidum subsp. durum (durum wheat)
Lineage: Eukaryota; Viridiplantae; Streptophyta; Magnoliopsida; Poales; Poaceae
Source: the annotation of a GenBank genome assembly